AUGCCGCAGUUGAAUGACGUUGCGUCUGCCCCGUUCGGUAUUCACCAUGAAGUUGACACAGAUGUUAUUCCUUUUUGGGAAGAAAUUUCGCAUUAUUCCUACAUUGAUUGGAGUGAUCAGAGCGAACAAGAAUCAUGUACUGAUGGUUCUGUCUCUGGAUCGGCUUCAAUACAAGGGAUGAUAAAGUCAGAACCAUCUGUGUCAAUCUCUUUGGUGCAAGAAAGGAUAACUGCUAAAUAUGGCUUUCAAGUUUCCUACAGAAAGGCGUGGUAUGCGAAGCAAAAAGCGAUGGCAAUUAUGUACGGUGAUUGGGAGGAAUCGUAUGCUUUUUCGCCAAGGAGGUGCGAAUACAUGCUUCAUUUUUCUCCAGGUUCAUUUUAUCAUAUACAAACAAAUGAUCUUUAUGCGGAGCAGAGCUUAGUUUCUGGAAAAAAAGGGAAAUUGUUGGUGGCCACAACCCAAGAUGGUAAUAAUGAAGGCGAAACUUUGGAAGCAUGGGAUUAUUUUCUCGUUAAUAUUCGUGCUCAUGUUACUACCAUGUCAAACAUAUGUUUGAUAUCUGAUCGGCAUCGAAGCAUAAUAUCUGCUGUGGAAAAUAACCCUAAUUGGCAGCCGCCAAAUGCAUAUCACGUCUUCUGUAUUCGUUAUAUUGCAAGCAAUUUCAAUCAAAAGUUUCGAAAUGAAGAUUUGAAGCGGAUGUUAAAGAAUUUAGGUUAUACUCCAUCAAUGGUUGAUUUUGAAAGGAAUCUCGCGAGUUUCCGUGAAACUAGUCCUCAAAUUGCUGAGUGGAUUGAUGCGAUUCCUAAGGAAAAAAGAGGAACAAAUGCUAUUGCACAACUUCAAUCAGCUCAUCGUCACUCUAAAGUUGUUGUUGAAUUGGUCAAGAAGAACCAGGUAGAUGCAACAGGCCACCACGUUCGUGCAUACAAUGUUGAACAUACUGUGUUCGAGGUUGACGCAGGUUGGGAGCGUUCAUAUUCUGUCAACCUCCCACAGAGAUUCUGUCAGUGUGGAAAUUUCAAGGCAUUUAAGUAUCCGUGUAGUCACGUCGUUGCUUCUGCGUUAAGUGUUAGGCAGAGUGCGUUCACUUAUGUUGACGACGUCUUUUUGAUAACUAACUUGGUCGAGGCUUAUUCUUUUCCGUGGGAGCCAAUCGGAAACGAGGAAGCAAUACCUGAAACGACGUAA
Molecule: messenger RNA, 1188 nt
Organism: Gastrolobium bilobum
Lineage: Eukaryota; Viridiplantae; Streptophyta; Magnoliopsida; Fabales; Fabaceae
Exons: 6
Coding region: 1-1188 (395 amino acids)
Molecular function (GO): zinc ion binding
Source: RefSeq, a predicted model, not a curated record